Closterium sp. NIES-67 is the source of this 3048-nucleotide messenger RNA. The record is from the annotation of a GenBank genome assembly. NCBI's taxonomy places the organism in Eukaryota, Viridiplantae, Streptophyta, Zygnematophyceae, Desmidiales, Closteriaceae.
UUGUAGAGCAGAGGGGGAGCUCCAAUCUGUAAUUCGUAAUUCCCCCACUUAGCUCCCGUGCCACUGUUUGUACUAACCAACAUCCGUGUAGAAAAAGUGGCGCGAGGAUUUUUUCCUCGCGAGGAAAUACAAUCCUCGCCAAUUUCGCCCAAGAAUUUCCGAGUCCUCGAAUCCUCGGCGAGGCGAGGCGAGGAUUCCUCGCCAAGGAUUUUUUGGGAAAACCAUUCCUCAAAUCGCGGAAUUCCGAGGCGAGGAAUUCCUCGCCUCGUUGCUCAUGUCUACUCACAAGUCAUUGCACGCCAUGCAUGCAUGCACACACUAACAAGGAUGACAAGCCGAGUGCAAGCCAUACGGUUGCACCAACAUUGGCAGCAUGAAGUGGUGGCGGAAUUGUGUGUCAUCGUUUUGCCAGAGCUUUUUUUUGCAUCUCACUUUGCUGGGUUCUUUGAUCCCAUACCGCUUACCGAUGAUGUUGAGAAAAGCUUCUGAAUUUUUCCUAGAGGCUCUCAUCAUUGUUUCUCAUUUCUUGGAUAGCUUCUGGUCCUCCUCUGUGUCAGUGCUGCCAUGCCCUUCCCCCCAACUCCCCAACACCCUGUGCCAUUCCAAUCAUUGUGUGCCUUCGUCUUUGCUGCAUCUUUCAAGCACCAUAUCGGCUGUCGACUGGAACGGGGAGUUGCCUGUGGCGUUUGGCACCCUCACCUCCCUCACUUACUUGGACUUACACUUCCUGUUGUCUAGCCAAUUCCCCCGAUGGGUGAUGGACUUGACAUCUUUACGCUACCUCGAUGUGGCUCAUCGCUCUGUCUACCGCAGUGGAGUGGUGCCGCAGGACCUCUCCCGCCUCACUCAAUUGCAGCACUUUGACGCCACGGGCAAUGGAUUGGUCGGCGUGCUGCCUGAAUACUGGACCUCUCUGAACCACCUCACCUUUCUGUCAUUUUUAAAUAACAAGAUUGAAGGCUCCAUCCCGUCAACAUUCUCCGCCCUCACCACAUUGUCCACACUGAUAUUGAAGGGCAACAGAAUGGAAGGCACCAUCCCACCCGUCUUCUCCACUUCACUCAGCAGCCUUAAUCUCCAAGGAAAUCGCUUUUUGGGCUCCAUGCCUGCUUUUCUUGGUUCUCUUCCUGGCCUCACAACCCUGGAACUUGUUGGCAACAACUUCACAGGGGCGAUUCCCAAGACUUUCACAAAGCUCAGCGGUGUUUCCUGGUUGUCGCUUUCCACCAACCAGUUAACAUCAGGGCUUGAUGUGAUCACCGAGAUGACUUGGCUUAGUUUUGUUGAUGCUGGUUUCAACAACUUCUCUGAAAGCUUUCCUGAUCUGUCAACCUUACCUUCACUCAUGGGGCUGUUCAUCCGAGGAAACAACAUCAAAGGGACUUUCCCUAGUGUCUUGUUGAAGCUCACCAACCUCGCAGACUUGGAUUUGGGGCAGAAUGGAUUCCAUGGGUCCAUCCCUGAAGACAUAUCCGAGCUCUCAAGCUUAAGCAUGCUAUAUCUGGACGGCAAUAACUUCGACGAAGAAAUUCCUUCGGCGCUCUUCACCCUUCCGUAUAUUUCAUAUCUAGACUUGAACAACAACCGUUUGAAUGGACGCCUGCCAAGCAGUUUAUCAAGUACUUCCCUUGGCGGUCUAAACCUUGAAGGAAAUAACCUAUCAGGGUCCCUGCCUGAUUUUUCAAACUGGAACGCUUCUUUAUAUUACCUAUAGUUGCGCAAGAACCAGCUUUCAGGAACCAUCCCUACAGCUCUGGUCACGUUAAACAGCCUUGCCAUCCUAGACCUCGCCUCCAACAGCAUCUCAGGGCCCUUGCCCUCUGCCUUUGGUGCGCUCUCCAACCUUAUCGGACUGUCUGUGUAUGACAACCAGCUCACGGGCAAGCUCCCUUCUUCCAUAUGCGAUCUCACCCAGCUAAUAAUCAUGUAUAUCCGCAACAACUACUUCUAUGGGGAAUUUCCUUCGUGUCUUUACGAGCAUUGCCUGCACAGGAUUGACAUCAGCAACAACAGCUUCUACGGGCCCAUCAACAGCAACUUCCACGGCAUGAUUCCCAACGAUGGCGCUCUGCUCAACAUCGCAGGCAACUACUUCUACGGUGACCCCAUGCUCUAUGCCGAUGGCUGCCAGUUCUGCCCCUCGGGAAGCAUCGAGCCCGAUGCCCUUGACAUUGUCGAGCUCGGGAUGGAUAGGAGGGGGCGUUGUGGCGAACGUCCUUUCCAAGCUCUCCCAGGGGCCAACAAGCGGGGCGCGGCAAGUCUGCGUUUGAACUGCUUCACGCUGAGCGCGCAGCUAGAGUGCACGGCGAACGAGACGCAGCGCAGCAACGACACGUGUCUGGCAUUCUGCAGCAUGUCACGGGAGCUGGGGCCGUGCGACGGGCACGGAGCGUGUGUGCCACAGCAGGCGGGGGCAGCAGGGGCGGGGUUCACGUGUGAGUGUGACGACGGAUACGUCACUGCCAAUGGCUCCCUCGGCUCCACCUGCGCCCGCCCUUCUCCGCCCCCCUCGGCAGUAAUCUCCACAGGCGUAGUGGUGGGCAUCGCUGUGGGUUCUGCUGCCACCUUUGCUCUCCUCCUCGCUCUCAUUGUGGCGCUGCUCUGGCCCAGACAACGCAGGAAGUGGAGCGACCUGGACGUGUGCCACGAGUUCAGCAUGGGGGAAAUUCUGCGGGCAACACACCAGUGGUCGAGUGAUAGUGUGCUUGGGAAGGGCGGCUUUGCCACGGUGUACAAGGGGGUGUCGGAGAAAGGCGACCUGUGGGCUGUGAAGCGCAAUGAGCUCAUGUCGAACGACUUCGAAAAGGAGGUGCGGGCGAUGGCGUCGCUGCGGCAUGAGAAUGUGGUGCGGCUGUUGGGCUUCUGCCUGCAUCAGAAUGUGCAGAGCGGCCAGCAGGAGCAGAUCCUCGUGUACGAGUUCGUGGGCAACGGGGACCUCAAGCACCACAUCCACCACUCCAAGACCCCCCUGUCCCUGCGGAAGCGACUGCAGCUGGCGGCGGGUGCAGCGGAGGGAGUUGCCUAUUUGCACAGCUUUGAGACACCCAU